AUGGCGGGGAAAAUGACUUUAUAUAAACUAGUGGUGCUGGGAGAUGGCGGUGUUGGGAAGACGGCCCUCACAAUUCAGCUAUGUCUGAAUCAUUUCGUCGAGAGCUAUGAUCCUACUAUCGAGGACUCCUAUCGCAAGCAGGUCAUGAUAGAUAAACAUGCGUGCAUGCUGGAAGUCCUAGAUACUGCCGGUCAGGAAGAAUAUACAGCGCUUCGCGAUCAAUGGAUCAGAGACGGCGAGGGCUUCAUCCUCGUCUACAGCAUCACUUCGAGAAACUCCUUCACCAGAAUACAAAAGUUCCACGCACAAGUACAACGGGUAAAGGAGUCUGGCCAUCCAAACUCGCCCACUGGCGCAAACUAUCUUCCUUCACAAAUGACUGGCUCACCCAUGUACACCGGCCCUGUGCCAAUCAUGUUGGUCGGUAACAAGAGUGACAAGAACCAUGAGCGUGAGGUGUCCUCUCAAGAGGGCCAGGCAUUGGCACGGGAAUUGGGUUGUGAAUUUGUCGAGGCAUCUGCCAAAAAUUGCAUCAACGUGGAAAAGGCAUUCUAUGAAGUUGUGCGUCAACUGAGAAGACAACGGCAGUCACCGGUGAACCAGAUCGAUCGCAAAGCAUCCAACUACGCAGCUUCUCCGAGCGUCCGAAACAACCAUGACCCAGAUCAUCAACGACUCUAUCGCGACAACGGUAAAAAACGCAGCAAGUGCGUGAUAUUAUGA
Molecule: messenger RNA, 723 nt
Organism: Capronia coronata CBS 617.96
Lineage: Eukaryota; Fungi; Ascomycota; Eurotiomycetes; Chaetothyriales; Herpotrichiellaceae
Product: Ras family, other
Exons: 2
Coding region: 1-723 (240 amino acids)
Biological process (GO): signal transduction
Cellular component (GO): plasma membrane
Molecular function (GO): GDP binding; GTP binding; GTPase activity
Source: RefSeq, a predicted model, not a curated record